AUGUUGUUUCGGAAGCGGAAGCAGGAGCAGCAGGAUGAGAAUCAAAUUCGGACCUUCGAGGACCUCACCCGUUUCCCGAUGACAUUCUACAAGACCAUUGGCGAGGAUCUGUAUUCGGAAAGGGAUCCGAAUCUAAUACGACGUUAUUUGCUGCGUUUCUAUCUCGUCCUGGGGUUCCUUAACUUCAAUGCCUAUGUGGUGGGUGAAAUUGCAUACUUUAUAGUGCACAUCACCUCGACGACGACCCUGCUGGAGGCCACAGCCGUUGCGCCAUGUAUUGGCUUCAGUUUCAUGGCGGAUUUCAAGCAAUUCGGUUUGACAGUGAAUCGGAAGCGAUUGGUGAAGCUACUCGAUGACCUCAAGGAGAUAUUUCCCAUGGAGACGGAGACGCAACGCAUCUACCAUGUGGCCUACUAUCACAAGCAUAUGAAUCGAGUGAUGACUCUAUUCACCAUCCUCUGCAUGACGUACACCUCGUCGUUUAGCUUCUAUCCGGCCAUAAAGUCCACCAUUAAGUACUAUUUGAUGGGAUCGGAGAUCUUUGAGCGGAACUAUGGCUUUCAUAUACAAUUUCCCUAUGAUGCGGAAACCGAUCUGACAGUUUAUUGGUUCUCCUACUGGGGUCUGGCCCAUUGUGCCUAUGUCGCUGGUGUUUCCUAUGUUUGUGUGGAUCUGCUGCUAAUCACAACCAUCACACAGCUGACAAUGCAUUUCAGUUAUUUGGCGGAUAACCUGGAGGCCUACGAUGGUGACGAGCACACCGAUGAGGAGAAUAUCAAAUAUCUGCAGGACUUGGUUGUGUAUCAUUCCAGGUGCUUGGACCUCAGCGAGGAGGUGAACAAUAUCUUUAGCUUUCUGAUUCUUUGGAACUUUAUUGCCGCUUCGUUGGUCAUUUGCUUCGCUGGCUUUCAGAUCACAGCCUCCAAUGUGGAGGACAUUGUGCUGUAUUUUAUAUUCUUUUCGGCCUCGCUGGUGCAAGUGUUUGUGGUGUGCUAUUACGGCGAUGAAAUGAUCUCAUCUAGCUCUCGUAUAGGCCAUGCUGCUUUCAAUCAGAACUGGUUGCCCUGCAGCAGCCAGUACAAGCGGAUCUUAAAGUACAUUAUAAUGCGAAGUCAAAAACCUGCCUCAAUCAGACCGCCCACUUUUCCACCAAUUUCCUUUAACACCUUUAUGAAGGUGAUUAGCAUGUCAUAUCAGUUUUUUGCUCUCCUACGAACCACCUACUAUGGUUAG
Messenger RNA from Drosophila serrata, 1233 nucleotides. RefSeq names its product Odorant receptor 92a (gene Or92a). Gene Ontology annotation, molecular function: odorant binding; olfactory receptor activity. Gene Ontology annotation, cellular component: plasma membrane. Gene Ontology annotation, biological process: sensory perception of smell; detection of chemical stimulus involved in sensory perception of smell. The record is from RefSeq and is a predicted model, not a curated record. NCBI's taxonomy places the organism in Eukaryota, Metazoa, Arthropoda, Insecta, Diptera, Drosophilidae.